UUAAAUGCCAUAGCUUCCCUCAACCUGGAUUCUCCAAGCAUUGUUAUAACUCUGAGUGAGCCAAAAGUCAGCCAGCUCUGUGUGCGUAAACAUUCCUCUCUAUUAGAGGCUGUCCUGGCCCAACAGCGUAUAAGAGAACGAGGCCAUUGUGCUGAGGUGCCAGAGUGGCCGGGUGGCCAGCUGCCGUGUGGUUGAGGAAGGAGGAACAGGCGGUGAUUUACUGCUGCAGUCGGUAAGAUAGAACUCCCUCUGUAUCUUCAAGUGUGGUGGUGGACUUCUCAAUUGAGAAUGCCAAGCAGGUAGAACGACAUGACAUGACUACCCUAAGCCUGCCCCUGAACAUACGCCGAGGCGGGUCGGACACCAACCUCAACUUUGACGUACCAGAUGGCAUCCUGGACUUCCACAAGGUCAAACUAAGUGCAGACAGCCUGAAACAAAAAAUUCUUAAGGUAACAGAGCAGAUCAAAAUCGAGCAGACAUCGCGUGACGGGAACGUUGCCGAGUAUCUGAAACUAGUCAGCAGCGCCGACAAACAGCAGGCUGGCCGUAUCAAACAAGUCUUUGAGAAGAAGAAUCAGAAAUCAGCUCACUCCAUUGCCCAGCUGCAGAAGAAGUUAGAACAGUACCACAGAAAGCUCAGGGAGAUCGAACAGAAUGGAGCCUCCAGAAGCUCAAAGGACGUUUCCAAAGACAACCUGAAGGACAUCCAGCACUCCCUGAAAGAUGCCCACGCCAAGUCUCGAACUGCCCCGCACAGCAUGGAGAGCAGUAAAUCGGGCAUGCCCGGGGUCUCCCUCACUCCACCUGUAUUUGUCUUCAGUAAGUCUAGAGAGUUUGCCAAUUUGAUCCGGAAUAAGUUUGGCAGUGCAGACAACAUCGCUCACUUAAAAAAUUCCUUAGAUGAGUUUAGGCCUGAGGCAAGCGCCAGGGGCUACGGUGGCAGCGCAACCAUCGUGGACAAGCCCAAGUACGGCAGCGACGACGAGUGUUCGAGCGGCACGUCGGGCUCCGCGGACAGUAACGGGAACCAGUCGUUCGGGGCCGGCGGAGCAGGCACACUGGACAGCCAGGGGAAGCUCACCGUGAUCCUGGAGGAAUUGAGGGAGAUCAAGGACACCCAGGCACAGCUGGCCGAGGACAUCGAGGCGCUGAAGGUGCAGUUUAAGAGAGAAUAUGGUUUUAUUUCUCAGACCCUGCAAGAGGAGAGAUACAGGUACGAGCGACUGGAAGACCAGCUCCAUGACCUGACGGACCUGCAUCAGCACGAGAUGGCCGACCUGAAGCAGGAGCUGGCCAGCAUCGAGGAGAAGGUGGCCUACCAGGCCUACGAGCGCUCGCGGGACGUCCAGGAAGCCUUGGAGUCCUGCCAGACUCGCAUUUCUAAGCUGGAGCUGCACCAGCAGGAGCAGCAAGCUCUGCAGACAGACACAGUGAACGCCAAAGUUCUGCUGGGGAAGUGCAUCAACGUGGUCCUGGCCUUCAUGACUGUCAUCUUGGUGUGCGUGUCCACCAUCGCGAAGUUUGUCUCGCCCAUGAUGAAGAGCCGCUUUCACAUUCUCGGCACCUUCUUUGCUGUGACUCUUCUGGCAAUAUUUUGUAAAAACUGGGACCAUAUUCUGUGUGCCAUAGAAAGGAUAAUAAUACCCAGAUGAAACCACUGGUUCCCAUCUUCAAGUUUCUUCAAGUUUUUAUUUUAAAGGGAACUCUGUGCAUACUACCAAAUUUCCAAAUGAACAGUUGUGCCAACUGAAGAUUACCGGAAGGGCUGGGGCUGUGUGUUGUAAAUAACUACAAUUCUCUUAACUCGGUAGCAGUCACCAGCCAGUCCUCAGUCCCUGUGCCUGGUUAACAUGUGUCUGUUUCAGAAGCUCGCCCCACACUGCUCACUGCCUUAAUCGGACCAGAUUUCCUGCCUGCCUGACUCACCCAGCAUGGUAGACCUCUGGUUGUUGAGCACUUGGCGUAAUUAGUGGCUCAGAAGAAAAGGGAAUUUCAGUCUCUAUCUCAAGUCUCUAUCAAAAUUGAGCUCACCAUUGUUAGUGGCCAUGUUUUCCCCGAGUCCUCUAAGUAGCAAGGGUGCAGCACGAAUCAGGGAAGGGAAAAGCCCAGGCACUGACUGUGUCAACCUCUCACGGCUGAUGGAAGUGCAGGACAUCCUUGUGUGAUCCAUCCCAAUGGUCCGCAGUUGGCCACAGUUCCCGUAUGUGCCCAGUGUCCACAGUGGUCAUUUACGUGUGACUCUCUGUGACAUGGAAAUCUUAUUUUACACCAUGUAUUCACCCAAAGUCUCACUUAGUUGCUCUGUUGCACUUUAAAUGGUAAGACACGAGGGUGUGUGAAUGAGGCUUCUGCCUUCUCAUGCCCUCGGAGCCACACACCUGAUUGCAUCCUAACUGGCUGCCAAAUGCCCAGCCUCCAAAGCACGGAGAAAUGUUUCCCAUCCCUCAUCAGACUGCAGCUUUAACAUGGGAGUCCUGUGAGCACUACUCUGGAGGUUUGUAAUUCGACACACCUUGAUUUUGAUAACCCCCCAUGAGGGUGUGAUUCACUUUAUUUGCAGGUCUGCGAGGGGUUGCAAAGCUCCCUCAGUAAAUGAAAACACAUGAUGCUUGUGUUGCGGGGUUUUUUUUUCGUUAAGAAGGAAAACUGAAUCAUAGUUUCUAAAGCUGAAGUGCACUAAGGUAGGAACACUGGAAGCAGGAGGAAGUAUGACACGUGUCUAACUGGAUGGCAGCUAGAUGGGUGGGAGCCAUUUGCCUGGAUGAGGAUUGAGAGGGUCCGCUCAGGACCCUGAGAGACCAGCCAGAAUAAGAUAAAUUAGACGCUGUGUCUGAGCCAGUGUUGCCAUCUGUCUUCUAGGAUCUCACUGAAAAUAAGUCCUACGAUAACAGUGGCAACAAUUCCACAUUCCCACGAGGGCAGCGUCUUUGGCCUAUUUGGGAGAUGAGUGACACUGUCCGUUAAAUCUGUCCCUCUGUCCACUAAAUCUGUCCCUCUGUCCACAUGAAAGGAAACUGCUCCCUAGGCCCUCACCUCCCACUUCCAUUAUCUGGGGCAUAAAGGUGCAUGUUGGUGAACAUUUUCUUCCAGAAAACAUCAAGUGACCUGGAUUUGAAUUAAGUGCAAUAUUUUGCAAACAGCUGCUUGUAGGGAAAUCUCCUGAAAAAAUGUGAUGGUGCACCACGGUUUGAAAGAGCGGAGUUGUCGGGCACUUGGUGCAACUCUGGGUGUGAGUCUCACAACAUGAGCUUUUUGGUUUUUUAGGGUUAUAAUCAGUUCACAAACUUAUACAGCUCUCACCAUCACCUAAUUCCAGACACGAGCUUUUUAAGACAUAAACACAAUUUCAUGAAAUCAUCGGCUGUGGGAAUCCAGUGAUUUAGGGAAGAGGACUCAGGAAAGAGGGAGUUACUAGUCCCAUCUGCAUCUCAUGGCUGUCUCCUAUCACUGGCAGGCUCUCCCUGGGUCUGCCAAGCUUGCUGUAAAUACACUGUGUUCCAUCAAAUCCAGGGGACAGAGACAGGUUCCAGGUCCAGGGAAGUCAGGGAGAGAGAACAGUGCACUUCCUUAUGCGUUUAUAUUUCUGUGGCCAGCCACCCCCCUUUACCUGUGGGCAUCAGCCUCCAUGAGGGCUCAGGGCUGGGUGUAACUUACAUACUUGCAUCAGGCUGGGUCCCAGGUAGGCCCCUCUUGAUGUCUGUGAACCCUUCUGCAGCACUGUGACAUGCCAGGGUCUGGGGUGGGUAUAGGUGCUGCUGGUAGUUUAGCAAGAAUGGGUGAGAGCUCCAGCCCUGAACUAAGGGUUCUGGGGCAUCUAGGAAGACAUUGUCCUGCCGUCACCACAUGCCACUCCGUGGCUCAGCCUAGCACGUUUGCUGUGACACUUCCCAGACCUGCGGUCAGUGUGUGCUCCCCAGUGAGAGAAGUGAAGGGAGUGGGGAGCUGCACACUCCAACCCCUGCAGUCUGGCGCAGUGGGCAAGCUGCCAGAACUGGCCAGUCUGAAAUAGUGUAGUGCCUAAAUCAUUGCACCUCGCCGUGAGUUCUUUUACAGAGUUCCUAUUUUUGGUGAUUCUCAUUAGACACUGGAUUAGUUUGUUCUCACUUGGACAUGCUCAACCUACACGGCAUAUUUAUUUUAGAGUUUCGUUGAAAGUUCAUGAAGCUUUCUAGUUGAUGGUGUACCCCAAGGGUGCUUUUACUCUCUGUAGUUUAUUCUCUUCUUGAGGAAUAAACUCUCCCACCGCCUGUUUUUCUGCACUGCGUAAGGAAAUUAAAUAAAAUGUUAUUUAAGUAUACAACUAAAAUAGUGUUCAAGCUAUGACAUGUCCUGAAACUGGAUAUUUAAUUAACAUUUAAGCCAACUAAUCCCUUUUCCCCACCUUACCUUGGUAGUAAACACCUUGUGCAUCCCUACUGAAGCCAGUUGUGGGACGGGCGGGCACCUGCUCAUCCAGUGAACUCACUGAGGCAUUUAAAUAUUGGACGUGGGAUUCUAGCACUGGAAUGUUUGGUGACAUUAUUUUCAUGAUUGCCAAGACAAUGAGAGUUUGCUGAGGCGAAAACAAGAACCUUUAUGGGUUUUGAGUUGGCUAUUCCAGCUUAUAUUUUGAGUAUGAUUAAGCCAGAGCAGAACACUAUCCCCCCCAAAAUAAAUAAAUACAUUUAAAGCCACAACAAAGAGGCAGUAAAUAAAAGUCCUGUAUUGCUGAUUUGGGGCAGUGAAAGUUUCUAGCGCCUGCCUUUUGUACUUACGUGCUCACUCUGAUCUCCUGGUAGAUGGAAACCUGAAACCCCUCCUCUUCUCACUUCCGCCCGCUGCUCUUACCCCUCUCUGCCACUCCACAUCCCUGUGAGCUUACCCCUCCCCUGCUUUGUCGUCUUGUUCUCACCGAAAUAUUGCCCCACGGUGUCUGUUCAUCACCCUUCCAUUCUUCUAGCCUAUGAGAUUUCAUAAUGGGUUCGAUGAUAGUGCCAGGAACUGGCUCCCCUGGGGCAACUCAUUACCUUUGUCCUUUUUGUUUGGAUUUUAAAUACCAAGUUAUUUUGCAUUGAAUGGGAACAUUUCUUUUGCAUUGAAACCAAACAUAGUUGUACUGGUUUGGAAAGACAUUUAAUUAUACUUACUAAUAUGAAUGUGAGUAUUAAAUAAACCUAUUUUGCAUAUUUGUAUAAUUUUGAGGAACCAGUGGUAGGACAAAGUGGCAUUAUUUAAAAUUCAGGGCUUUAUCUGGAGGGAGAUAUUUCAAGAAAUUUAGCAUAUGUGCUAAGGAAAGAGUUGAUCUAAAAAAACCGAGUCACUGAAAACUGUGAGAUUGGCCUGUUUACCUCAGAAGUAGUUACGAAGUUUAAGAAAAUGGUGUAGGUAAUUAGUAUUUGAAACCCAUAAGAUAUAAAGCAGAAUCAACCUAUAAUUUUCUAAAAUCACUACAAUUUCUGUUUCUGAGAAGCUGGAAAGUAAUGUACCUGAAUUGUUUUAGGAAUGAUUUGUGUGUGGCAAUUUUAAUUUAUGUAUUUAAAGCAUGUCUCACUGUGUUUGUCCUAAGAGAAAUGUUUCAACCAAAUGUGCUGUGUGUUAAUGUUUAAGCAGUAGAUAGUGGCUCUGGAAGUAAAAACUGGAAAUGUUUAUUGUGUGCUCCAUCGCAUCAUUUCUGCUUUGUGGGAUACUAUAUUCAUGUCAGCCUAGAACUGUAAGUUCUCUGCAGAUCACCCCAUUCAAAGCAGGUGCCAUUAUUUUUUUAAAAUAAACACUUGAUGUUAGCUUUGAUGUUAAAUAAAGAGCUAGAUUUCUUAAAA
Phyllostomus hastatus (greater spear-nosed bat) is the source of this 5798-nucleotide messenger RNA. RefSeq names its product transmembrane and coiled-coil domain family 3 (gene TMCC3). The transcript is spliced from 4 exons. NCBI's taxonomy places the organism in Eukaryota, Metazoa, Chordata, Mammalia, Chiroptera, Phyllostomidae. The record is from RefSeq and is a predicted model, not a curated record. Bases 315 to 1655 code for a protein of 446 amino acids. Gene Ontology annotation, cellular component: endomembrane system.